AAUUGACCUCAGAAUUAAAAAUUGAUGAGGAUGAAGAUUGUAUAGAUUUUUUAAAUGAUUUUGAUUCUCAUGUUUCUGCUGACUCAUCGUUUGAAGAAUUAAAUGAAGCGUUUACAUUAGAUGAAAUAAGGAGUGCUAUUAAAUUGUUAGGCAGGGAUAAAGCAUGUUCUUUAGAUAAUAUUUCAUAUGAGUAUUUUUUAGAAGGUAUUGAUGUUUUAGAUAAACCGUUAGAGAUCUUGUUUAAUUAUAUUCUUGAUAAACAAUGUUUCCCAAAGUCAUGGUCUAAAGGUGUCAUUAUACCUGUAUUCAAAAAGGGAGAUAAUGCUGAUGUAAAUAAUUAUAGAGAAAUGCAACAAAGCCAUUGGCCAGAUGGUCCUUACUGGUUGUUGAUGUCGGUGAACGGUUGUCCGGAACCUCCGGAAUUCGGAUGGGAAAUCGGAUAUAUUCAAUUCACUGCAAACAUCUCAGAACAUGAAACAGCUUUCUUUCAUGAAUCGCAAAUAGAAUCAAAAGUUUCUGGUAUGUUUGGACCAUAUACGUACAGGAUGAACUUUUGUUAUAAGUCUGAUGGGCAGUUUGAAAGUUUCGAAGCUUGGCCAAACUUUUACUUUUCCGUGUUUGGUACGAAGGACAGUUGCCCGGGAGAUGACUUUACAGAGUCUGUUCUAAAUGUCACGGUCGUACCCAUCAUUAAUGUGAUGUCAGACGGUGCUGUACCGGAUUUCAAAAUCGUAAAUCGUGAAGAUUAUACAGAUAUUGAGUUUGUGAUAUGUGAACAUAAAAGAGUUCCUUUCUACGUCAGUAAUUGGAGAUCAAAAUCAGAGCCUUUCAUAUUUAUAAAGUUUUCAAGUGCAAAAUGUCCACGACUUCAUGGAACGGCGAUUACUUUUCCGUUACCAUCAACAACCAUAGAGCUUGAACUCUGCUUCUUCCGUCCGGUAAUGAAAGGGAACAGAUAUUUAGAUAAUUCAUAUCAAGAGCUUAUACUGUACGACUGGAACUAUUAUGCAUAUAUACCUUGCCAUGCUGUGUUUCACAGGAAAAUUACGGUUGAUAUAGGUGAAUGUAUGAUGGGAGAAGUGAUUAGAAUAGCAAACGUUUUCGAAGAGUUCACAGACUGCGUUGGUUUGUCCUUCAUCUACAUUGAUUUAUUAAAAACAGUGAGAGUAUCUGGCGUCAUGUUUGAUUUAGAUUGGUUUUCUGACAAGGGCACCACUUUCCAACAGAUCAAACGUCUUAUAAUGGACUCGCAUAUACAAAUUUUCAUUGGCAACGUCCCAUGGAAUAACAUGAAUAAGUUUAACCAGCGUUGCAGACAUGUGUCCUAUACACAAGGAUAUGGUAGAAACAGUGGUGUGGUUAUCUUAACAUGCUCAAGGGAUUACAAGGGACGAUAUAUUACAAUCCAACUGUGGAAACAUACUGGGAUUGCUGAAAUGAUUGAUAAAUUUCGUGUACAAACCAGUACUCUUAACAUAUAUGCGGUUUCUUGUACAGAUAUUGAAGAUGAUGAAACUGCAUUGCCCUGUAAUGAAGAACUUGGUAUGGCCUCUUAUGCUAUUCAGGAUUUUCAAAUAUCUGCCACAUCCACUUAUGGCGCAUACGUACCAAUAAAUGCAAGACCAGGUGGUACAGGAUGGCAAGCCUUAAAAUCGGACGUUCUUCCAUUUAUCCAGGUUGAUCUUUUAGUACACACUAUUGUCAAUGGUAUUGUAGUCUACAACUGGUACGAAGUUACCAAUGAUACAAGUGACAAUUUAUACCGACUGUACGUAAAUGAGAAAGGCUGUCCAUCCUUUAGACUUCAGUACGGGACCUCCCUGCAACAUAUGAGAUGGUACAAGUUUGAGGUAUCAUAUUUUCAUCAAAAUCAUAUCUGA
Molecule: messenger RNA, 1880 nt
Organism: Ruditapes philippinarum (Manila clam)
Lineage: Eukaryota; Metazoa; Mollusca; Bivalvia; Venerida; Veneridae
Exons: 13
Source: RefSeq, a predicted model, not a curated record